AUGGGUGUCAGUGAAUUGUUUGAAAUUGCUAUUGGGCCUGUUGGCCCAAGAAUUGUGAUCGAUCCUGUUAUACUAGCUAUACGUAAUCUGAAAUGUGGAGACUGGAAAGCCAGACCUAUAUCAGAACUGAUAUCUGAGAAGGGAAUCAAGAUCCAUGGGAAGGAAAACGAAGUAGAAAGGAUACCAGAGAUGAAAGAAAUAAAGAGAGGAGCAAAUCAAGAUAUAGGCGCACAGGGGAGAAAAUGA
Messenger RNA from Necator americanus (New World hookworm), 246 nucleotides. RefSeq lists its product as uncharacterized. Bases 1 to 246 code for a protein of 81 amino acids. Lineage: Eukaryota; Metazoa; Nematoda; Chromadorea; Rhabditida; Ancylostomatidae. The transcript is spliced from 5 exons. The record is from RefSeq and is a predicted model, not a curated record.